ACUCUCUCGUAGGUGGUAGCAAUAAGGGCACAUUGGCGUUGAAAUCGUGUGCACAAAUUCGUUGAGAGGUGUUUGUCUUGUGUUUUCAAUUUCCAACCCUUUGUGUUUGCCUUUGUUUUUAGACACAGCUUCGCGCCCAAACGUGUGAACCAAAACCUCCUUCUCUCUCUCUCUCUCUCUCUCUUAACUUGCUUUGCAUUUGUGAGUCAGUUAGCGAGAGAAUAGCAACAAAGAAGAAAAGAAAAACACCAAACAAGUCAUUAAGAAGUAGCACUAGAAAAUUGGAAGAGAAAACAUAAUAAAAAACUUGAAAUAGAAAGACUGCAUUGAUUAGAUGAAAACGUCGUCGUUUCGGAGAUGCAGCAACGCAGAAGAAAUCCAGUUACCGGAAAACCUAGGAAGCUCGUCGCCAGCGUCCGAUGGUGGCGGCGCCGGACAUUCCUACGGCGCGAUGUUGCCGGUGUUCCUCAACAACCUCCGUAGCAACCACCACCAGGAGCUCGUUGAAAUCACCUUGGAGAUCGACGACGACGCAGUCGUGCUCUGCAACGUCGCGCCGGCAAAUUCCGCCCCGGACGCAUCUCCAUCGUCUGUUUCCGCCGCCGGCUCUGCUCCCGUCGCAUCGCCGUCGUCAGUUUCUUGCGCCGGCGAAGAAGCCGGCGCCAUCGGUGCCGGAGUGCCGAGGAGUCUGUCGAUUGCGUCGCGAAUUCGGAGAAAGUUCCCGUGGAUAAGAUCGGCGUCGUCGCGGAACUCGGUAUCGUCGGAGAGCGGCGGCAACGUAAGUGUUGAAGAUCCAGUGGCGACAGCACGGAACGCGAGGAGGAUGCGGUUACAGAUUGAACGGUCGAGAUCGAGCGCGCAGAGUGCGCUGAAGGGUUUGAGAUUCAUCAGCAAGACAGGGAGUGAUGGUAGUAGUGAGGAACUGUGGAAGAAGGUGGAAGAGAGGUUCAUGUUGCUCUCAAAGGAUGGCUUGCUCGCUCGAGAGGACUUCGGUGAAUGCAUUGGGAUGGAGGAUUCAAAAGAAUUUGCGGUGGGUAUAUUUGAUACGUUAGCUAGAAGAAAAGAAAAUAGAGUCAGCAAAAUAACGAAGGAAGAGUUGCAUCAAUUCUGGUUGCAAAUUUCGGAUCAAAGCUUUGAUAAUCGCCUUCAGAUUUUCUUUGACAUGGCGGACAGUAAUGAAGAUGGAAGAAUUACAAGGGAGGAAGUGCAAGAGCUCAUAACACUCAGUGCUUCUGCAAAUAAAUUAUCGAAGCUAAAAGAACAAGCUGAAAGAUACGCUGCAUUGAUAAUGGAAGAGUUGGACCCAGAAAACCUGGGUUAUAUUGAGUUGUGGCAGUUAGAAAUGUUGUUACUACAAAAGGAUAACUACAUGAACUACAGCAGACAACUAAGUAGCAGUAGUGUAAGCUGGAGUCAGAAUUUGAGUGGGUCAAGGCCCAGAAGCAAGUUCCAAAGAUUCUUCUGGACAUUUCAGUUCCUUGAACUAGAAUAUUGGAGGAGGGGCUGGAUUUUGUUACUGUGGUUGGUUAUCAUGGCAUGCCUUUUUGCUUGGAAAUUUUACCAAUACAAAAACAGAACAACUUUCAAAGUCAUGGGCUACUGCAUACCUGUGGCUAAAGGCGCUGCAGAGACUCUCAAGUUCAAUAUGGCUCUCAUUCUUUUACCUGUUUGUCGGAACACACUGACUUGGCUUCGUUCCACAAGUGCCAGAAAGUUUGUCUCUUUUGAUGAUAAUAUUAAUUUCCAUAAGACUAUUGCAUUUGCCAUAGCUAUUGGAGUUGCUGUCCAUGCAUUCACUCAUCUGACGUGUGAUUUCCCUCUACUCAUAAAUUCAUCUCCAGAAAAAUUUUCACUCAUAGCUUCAGAUUUCCACCAGAAAAAACCAACAUACGCAUCACUUCUGACCAGCAUUGAAGGCGCCACUGGAAUCUUAAUGGUUCUUUUAAUGCUCAUCUCUUUUACACUCGCAACUCACCACUUCCGGAGAAGUGCACUCAGGCUUCCACCACCCUUUAACAAAUUGACAGGCUUCAAUGCAUUCUGGUACUCGCACCACCUUCUUGGCCUUGUCUACAUUCUGUUGAUUCUCCAUGGAUAUUUCUUAUCUUUGACUCAUCAGUGGUAUAAGAAAACGACAUGGAUGUAUAUAGCUGUUCCACUGUUACUGUAUAUAGCAGAGCGCAGUCUAAGAAAUCGUAGAUCAGCACACUACUCAGUAAAAAUUGUAAAGGUUUCGGUGCUACCAGGAAAUGUCUUCAGCAUAAUCAUGUGCAAGCCAACUGGAUUCAAGUACAAGAGUGGACAGUACGUGUUUUUACAGUGUCCAAAUAUCUCUCCAUUUGAGUGGCACCCAUUUUCUAUCACGUCAGCACCAGGGGAUGAGUACCUAAGUGUUCACAUUCGCACAGUAGGAGACUGGACAAAAGAACUCAAGCGAGUUUUCACAGAAAAUGAUGAAACAUUACCUUUGGAUAGUAAUCAAGCAACACUAGGGGAGCUAGUGCAGAUGGAACAAAGAAGACAGCCAAAACUUUUCUUAGAUGGCCCUUAUGGAGCCCCAGCACAAGACUACCAGAGUUAUGAUGUAUUGCUCCUCAUAGGAUUAGGAAUUGGAGCAACUCCUUUCAUUAGCAUUCUCAGGAAUCUUAUCAAUGAAACCAGAGUAAUUGAUGAAAUGGAAUCAAUGACGGAAACAACAAAAUCAGGAGACAGCUUAAAUAGUUUUGCAUCUUCAAAUUUGACGCCAAGUGGAAACAAGAGAACACAAAGGACUACAAAUGCUUACUUCUACUGGGUUACCAGAGAACCUGGAUCUUUUGAAUGGUUUGAAGGAGUGCUGGAUCAAGUUGCAGAAAUGGACCACAAAGGCCAAAUUGAACUUCACAACUAUCUUACAAGUGUCUAUGAAGAGGGGGAUGCAAGAUCCACCUUAAUUACCAUGAUUCAAGCACUAAACCAUGCCAAACACGGGGUUGACAUCCUAUCAGGCACUCGAGUAAGGACGCACUUUGCUAGGCCUAACUGGAGAGAAGUUUUCACAAAGAUAGCCUCUAAACAUCGGCAGUCUACAGUAGGGGUGUUUUACUGCGGGAUGCCAGUGUUAGCAAAGGAGUUAAAGAAGCUAUCACUUGAGAUGAGCCACAAGACAACUACACGUUUCAACUUUCACAAGGAGUAUUUCUGAAAUGCGGAAUGAUAUUUAAACAACUUUUAUUCAUUUUUCUGUAAUUAUCAAUUAAAUGAUUCAAAAGGGAAAUUAAGAAAUGUUUAGUUCAUGGUAGUUGUAGGACAGCAAGUGUAAUUAUAGUAUUACACAAUUACAGUGCAAUACACAAUAAAAUAAACAGAGUAAAAAAAUUUCAAAGAUUUCAGUCAGGCAAACACCAUACAAGCGUGUUUUAG
Arachis stenosperma is the source of this 3402-nucleotide messenger RNA. RefSeq names its product respiratory burst oxidase homolog protein E. Lineage: Eukaryota; Viridiplantae; Streptophyta; Magnoliopsida; Fabales; Fabaceae. Gene Ontology annotation, cellular component: plasma membrane. Bases 335 to 3184 code for a protein of 949 amino acids. The transcript is spliced from 14 exons. Gene Ontology annotation, molecular function: NAD(P)H oxidase H2O2-forming activity; peroxidase activity; calcium ion binding. The record is from RefSeq and is a predicted model, not a curated record.